Molecule: messenger RNA, 1773 nt
Organism: Hyphopichia burtonii NRRL Y-1933
Lineage: Eukaryota; Fungi; Ascomycota; Pichiomycetes; Serinales; Debaryomycetaceae
Gene: CPY1
Product: carboxypeptidase C
Exons: 1
Coding region: 37-1680 (547 amino acids)
Biological process (GO): proteolysis
Cellular component (GO): fungal-type vacuole
Molecular function (GO): serine-type carboxypeptidase activity
Source: RefSeq, a predicted model, not a curated record
GGCAAUUUUCAGAACUUCUCUUACUUUUAAUAAACGAUGAAGUUAUCGGUAAUUGCAGCAGUUACUAUUGCUUCGAGUAUUGGCUCAAUUGAAGCGUUACACAUUCCAAAUUUUGGUUCUUAUGUUGAUAAUGUUCAACAAAGAUUAGGAUUUGACUUUGAUAGAAUUACUUCUCAAUAUCAUGACGUUGUUAAGUCAUUUGAUUUUGGAGAAAGUAAUGUUUUAGAAAAUAUUGCUAAAUAUUUGAAACAACCAAAGGAAUACAUUCCAAUGGAAACCAAGGAAUUAUGGCUGGAAAUGAUGAUGAAAUUCCCCGAUACUAUUAGUUCGAUGGAUUUUAAGUCUAAGCCAAAGAAGUUCACUAAACAAUUGAAAGAUAAGUUUGAUUUCCAUGUUAGUGAUGCUAAGCAUCCAAAUCAUGAAUUGAGAGUUAAGAAGACUCCAAAAAGUUUAGGUAUUGAUAAAGUUAAACAAUAUAGUGGUUACUUGGAUGUGGUUGAUGAAGAUAAACAUUUCUUUUAUUAUGUAUUUGAAUCUAGAAACGAUCCUAAAAACGACCCAGUUAUUUUGUGGUUAAAUGGUGGACCAGGGUGUUCAUCAUUAACUGGUUUAUUUUUUGAAUUGGGUCCUUCAUCAAUUGGUGAAGAUUUGAAACCAGUUCAUAACCCGUAUAGCUGGAAUAAUAAUGCUACGGUUAUCUUUUUAGAUCAACCAGUCAAUGUUGGUUAUUCUUACUCUUCCGAAUCAGUUUCUUCGACUAUUGCUGCUGGUAAAGAUGUUUAUGCCUUUUUGGAAUUAUUUUUCAAACAAUUCCCAGAAUAUAAUAAUUUACCAUUUCAUAUUGCUGGUGAAUCUUAUGCUGGUCACUAUAUUCCAGCAUUUGCUCUGGAAAUUUUAAAACAUGAAGAUCGUCACUUUAAUUUAACUUCAGUUUUAAUUGGUAAUGGUUUAACCGAUCCUUUAACCCAAUAUAAAUACUAUGAACCAAUGGCUUGUGGUGAAGGGGGAGAACCUUCAGUUUUAGAACCAGAAGCUUGUCAAUCCAUGGAAGAUGCCAUUCCAAGAUGUUUAUCCUUGAUUAACUCUUGUUAUGAAUCUAAUUCUAUCUGGUCUUGUGUUCCUGCCACCAUUUAUUGUAACAAUGGUCAAAUGGGUCCAUACCAAAGAACCGGUAGAAACGUUUAUGAUAUCCGUACCAUGUGUGAAGGUUCUAGUUUAUGUUAUAAAGGCUUGGAUUAUAUUAGUGACUAUUUGAAUUUACCUGAAGUUAAAGAAGCUUUGGGUGCUGAAGUUGAUGAAUAUGAAUCUUGUAAUUUCGAUAUUAAUAGAAACUUCUUAUUAGCUGGUGAUUGGAUGAAACCUUAUUUCAAAGCUGUCACCGAUUUAUUAGAAGAAAAAUUACCAGUCUUAAUUUAUGCCGGUGAUAAAGAUUUCAUUUGUAAUUGGUUGGGUAACCAAGCAUGGACUAACGCUUUACCAUGGUCCCACCAAUCAGACUUUGAAUCAGAAAAAAUUAAAGAUUGGAAAGUUGGUAAGAAAUCGGCCGGUGAAGUUAAAAACUACAAGCACUUUACCUUCUUGAGAGUUUUCGGUGGUGGUCACAUGGUUCCUUAUGACCAACCAGAAAAUGCUUUAGAUAUGGUUAACACCUGGUUAGCUGGUAAUUACGGUUUCCAAUAGUUGAUUCAUAUACUAUCUAGUUUUUUUUUUUUAAAUCUGAUUUUUAUGUCUGCAGAACCUCAGUGAGAGUGUUUUGCAAUUUCAAGUAUACGU